This is a messenger RNA of Rhipicephalus sanguineus (brown dog tick), 1423 nucleotides long. RefSeq names its product vasopressin V1a receptor. Gene Ontology annotation, molecular function: peptide binding; G protein-coupled receptor activity. Gene Ontology annotation, cellular component: membrane. The transcript has a single exon. NCBI's taxonomy places the organism in Eukaryota, Metazoa, Arthropoda, Arachnida, Ixodida, Ixodidae. Gene Ontology annotation, biological process: G protein-coupled receptor signaling pathway. Bases 86 to 1327 code for a protein of 413 amino acids. The record is from RefSeq and is a predicted model, not a curated record.
AGUAAACUCAACAGGUGUUCGUCAGCGCAGCUCAUCGCCAUUUAUUGUGGCCCGUCUCGGUGGUGAUGGGGCGAGACCAACAUCUAUGCCGGGCAACUGUGCUGAUAGUACCACUAUGUCGUCCGUACUCGAAGAACUGUCCGUCUCCGACAACGAGACGGCGUCGGAAACGCCUGUCACAGCCGAAGAUCUGUUCGGUCCACAUUACGCCAAGACGCUACGCAUUGCGCUCAUCAGCGUCAUGCUCGUGCUAUCGCUUCUUGGCAACUCUAUCGUCUGUCACCGGCUGCUGACAUCGCGGCGGCACAGAAUGUUCAAGGCGCAGAUGCUUUUCCUGAACCUAGCCCUCGCCGACCUUCUCGUCACUCUAGUCACCAUGAGUUCCCAACUGGUGUGGGAGGUCGUGGGCCGCGUCUGGGUCGCCGGAGACGCCGCCUGCCGGUUGUUCAAGGUGCUCCAGACAUUCGCGCUCGUCUCCUCCACGUACAUGCUGGUCGGCAUCGCGGUGGACCGCCACUACGCCAUCUGCAAGCCGCUGGCGCCGGCGCCAAAACCUCGAUCGCUGGUCGCAGUCUGCUGGCUGCUGUCUCUCGUUCCGUCCCUUCCGAAUGCGUUCAUGUUCCGGCUCGUCGUUAUACGGGACGAGUGCUACUGUGCCUCCGUCUUCUACAUCUACCAGGACUCCGUGGUUCCGCGUCAGGCCUACAUGGCCUUUGUCUUCACGCUGGUGUUCAUAUUUCCACUGGUGGCUCUGGUGACGCUGUACUCGUGCAUCUUGUACAGAAUGUGGAAGAUAAGCAGCAUCGCCUCUAACCGGCAGCGAGGUGACGCUGCCGCUGCGUCGUGCGGCGGUUGUGCCGAGGGCAGCAGUACUACUCUUCCCAAGGCGCGCCUGCGAACUCUCAAGAUGGCGGCGAUCAUAUUUGUCGCGUUUCUUGUGACCAACCUUCCCUACAUGGUGCAGGAAAUGUUGCUGGCCUUCGCGCAGAACGUAUCGCUCGGACCUCACAUAGUCGCCGUGUUUGGCGUCAUCUCAGCCUCAAACAGCGCCGUCAACCCGUACGUCUUUCUGGCCUUCAACGGCGGCGCUGCCGCCUUCGGCUGUGACGCCCACGUGCGCGUCCUGUGGCGCCGCCUGGCGUGCUCUUCGGGCUCGAGACGAACCACUGCCACUUUUCGCACCGCCUGGUCGACAUUGCAGACUCGCAACAGGAGACGCUCGCCGACGGUCAAAAUGUUUCCUUCACCCGACAACUACCAGUGCGGCGAAGCACAGCAAAAGGGCCUGGAAAUAGACAGAAUGGCACCACUGGGAGAAUGCCUUUAGCUGCUUGCUCGUAGCACGUGUCUCGUCUCUUUUUUUCUUUCUUAGUAUGAGGGAGACGAGGAAGUGAAUAAUUUGUGUAGCGAACUUAAUAUCAUC